Messenger RNA from Miscanthus lutarioriparius, 483 nucleotides. The record is from the annotation of a GenBank genome assembly. Lineage: Eukaryota; Viridiplantae; Streptophyta; Magnoliopsida; Poales; Poaceae.
AUGGCAUCGAUGAAGUUUGAUCUACCGCUGCUGGAUUACAAGACGAGAUUUGCACUAUGGCAAGUCAAGAUGCGGGCGAUUCUGGCACAAUCUUCGGAUCUUGAUGAGGCAUUGGACGGUUUCGGAGGAAAAGGGCAGAAGUCAUGGACCACUGAAGAGAAGCGGAAGGAUCGUAAGGCUCUGUCUCUGAUUCAACUUCAUCUACAUAAUGAUAUUUUGCAAGAAGUGCUGCAGGAGAAAACUGCCGAAGAACUUUGGCUCAAGCUAGAAUCGAUCUGUAUGUCCAAGGAUCUAACCAGUAAGAUGCAUGUGAAGAUGAAGUUGUUCACGCAUAAGCUGCAAGAAGGUGGUUCGGUGAUGAACCACUUAUCGAUCUUUAAGGAGAUCGUUGCCGAUCUAGUGUCGAUGGAGGUAAAAUAUGAUGAUGAAGAUUUAGCUCUUCUACUGUUAUGCUCACUGCCUACUUCGUUUGCAAAUUUCUGA